AUGUGGCAGAGUACUCAUUAUGGAACAAAUAAUUUACUCUGGGAAAUUUUAUUGCGAGUGAUCCUCCUAGGUUUGGUGUGCAUAAGUCAGAUAAAAUCUCGCCCAUAUAUUCGUCACAUUUCUGAAACUGAAUUACUGAACGAGUACAGGCGUCCUCGGCUCGACUCUUACGUGCCAGCAUGGGCCACAGUUCUACUAAUAGUUUUCGUGCCUCUAGUGUGCAUCUGUACACGAUACAUGACAACCAGAGACUACGUGGACACCGCGCAAUCGUUGCUCGCCUGGACACUUGCACUUACAAUAAACGCAGUAAUCACAGAGUCUGUUAAACUGAUUAUUGGGCGACCGCGGCCCGACUUCUUUUGGCGUUGUUUUCCAGAUGGGCAGGUAAUGCCCGGUCUCCGGUGCACAGGCAAUCCGCGCGAUAUUAUUGAAGGCAGGAAGUCUUUUCCGAGUGGACACAGCAGUUUUUCGUUUUGCUCGUUGAGCUUUUUAAGUUUGUGGUUGUGUGGGAAGCUCGGUGUACUAUCACGAAGGCGUGGAAGGAGCUGCGGUCUUGUUAUUUGCCUGGUGCCACUGAUGAUAGCCAGUGUGGUGGCUCUGAGCCGUUACUGCGACAACCAUCACCAUUGGGAGGAUGUCUUCGUGGGAUCAUUGUUAGGCGUUGCUUGCUCAUACUUCUGCUACCAACAAUAUUAUCAUCCGUUAGAGUCGGAGUGGUCGGGCGAACCCUACGUGCUGAUGGAUAAUGAAUUGUUUACUACUACCUACGAUAGCAAUGACUCCACGCAUCACGUGCAGUGUUGCACAAAAGACAUAGAUAAUGUUUAUCUAAUGCUACAAUUAAGAAAUAAAAAGAAAAUGUUAGACAUCAAUAAAUCAUUCAGCUGA
This is a messenger RNA of Spodoptera littoralis (African cotton leafworm), 891 nucleotides long. The record is from the annotation of a GenBank genome assembly. Lineage: Eukaryota; Metazoa; Arthropoda; Insecta; Lepidoptera; Noctuidae.